CCUUCUUUCUCGCCCCCUCCCUGUCCUCUUCCUCCACCAGAGCAUCUCUCUCCUGCUUGUCUCCCUCCUCCUCCUCCACCGCCCACUUCUCCCCAACCAUUGAUCCGACCACUCACCGCCGGCUCCGCCGCCUCAUCGCAGCGCUUUUCUGCCUUCUUUUCAUCCUUUUUUUUUAAUUUAAAGGGCGGAGAACCGGCACUUUUCUUCCUCCGGCACCAAAUCACUCUGAGCACCAUGGCGAGCACCGAGGAUAAAGCUGCCAGCAAGGAGAACAAGUCCAGCUGGAAGGACUCCAUCUACAACCCGAGGACCGGGGAGCUGCUGGGUCGGACGGCCAGCAGCUGGGCCCUCAUCCUGCUCUUCUACUUGGUCUUCUACUGUUUCCUGGCUGGUAUGUUCGCCCUGACCAUGUGGGUGAUGCUGCUCACUCUGGACGACUCCGUGCCGAAGUACAGAGACCGUAUCCCCUAUCCAGGACUGGUGAUUCGUCCAAAUUCAUUGGAUAUCUCAUUCAACAAAUCGGAUCCAUCCAACUAUGCUCAGUAUGUCCAAAACCUGAACAUCUCCCUUAACUCUUAUAAUGACACAGAACAGGAGAAGAAUGAAAACUGCAUUCCCGGUGAAUACACCUUGCAAGACGAUAGUGAGGAAAUUGCAAAGAAGGUUUGUCGCUUCAAGAGAUCAACGCUGAGUCGCUGCUCCGGCCUCUCUGACACCAACUUUGGAUAUCAUGAAGGAAAACCCUGCGUUCUGCUGAAAAUGAACAGGAUCAUCGGUCUGAAACCGUCUGGAGACCCUUACAUCAACUGCACGGUCAAAAAAGACAACCCAGUCCAGAUGCAGUAUUUCCCCUAUGAGGGGCGCAUUGAUAAGAUGUAUUUUCCCUACUAUGGCAAGAAGGCCCAUGAGAGCUACGUGCAGCCUCUGGUGGCUGUGAAGCUGCUGCUCACCAAGGAGGACUACAACAAGGAGCUGUCUGUGGAGUGCCGGGUGGAGGGCUCCAACCUGCGCAACAACGACGAGAGGGACAAGUUCCUGGGCCGCGUCACCUUCAGGAUCAAGGUUGUGGAGUAAAGAGGGAAGAUGGCCUGUGGAACCAGAUAAGGUCGCCCGUGUUCGCUAAGGAUUUGUGUUAAAAAAAA
Nematolebias whitei (Rio pearlfish) is the source of this 1142-nucleotide messenger RNA. It is a transcript of the gene atp1b3a, whose product is annotated as ATPase Na+/K+ transporting subunit beta 3a. Gene Ontology annotation, biological process: intracellular potassium ion homeostasis; sodium ion export across plasma membrane; potassium ion import across plasma membrane. The record is from RefSeq and is a predicted model, not a curated record. The transcript has 7 exons. Gene Ontology annotation, cellular component: sodium:potassium-exchanging ATPase complex. The coding region runs from base 235 to 1074 and encodes 279 amino acids. Lineage: Eukaryota; Metazoa; Chordata; Actinopteri; Cyprinodontiformes; Rivulidae. Gene Ontology annotation, molecular function: ATPase activator activity.